This is a messenger RNA of Cylindrotheca closterium, 288 nucleotides long. The record is from the annotation of a GenBank genome assembly. NCBI's taxonomy places the organism in Eukaryota, Bacillariophyta, Bacillariophyceae, Bacillariales, Bacillariaceae.
AUGGAGGGCAUUGCCGCCAAGAUGUUGUUCAAAGAGAGUGAACUUGAGAGCACCAACAGCUUGAGUAUUGCCUGUGAGACUCCAAUGUUUGCAGAGGUUCUUGAAGGAGAGAUGGUGGGAUAUGACGAAACUGAGUUUUUACGUUCCAAAAAGAAACUAUUCAAGUACAAAGUUUUUGACACGUACGAUCGGACUUUGAUUGUGAUGUCGGGAUUUGCCGGACUCAAGUCUGUCGGACAUUCUAUAUCCACAGAAAAAGGGAAUGACCCUAUACAAGUGGGAUAUUGA